GAAUUUAUUGGUUAGCCAAAAACAGUUUUUGUCCUCUUUUUUUUUUGCAUAUAAGUAAAGAUGUGAUUGCUGCUUUAAUUUUCUUCGUUUUGCAGAUAAUUACUGAAUUUCUUACUGCAUGUUUUCUGGUUUCGUCCUGCAUUAUUUUAUUCCAAAAAUGUCAGGAAUUGUUACCUAGAGGCUUUCAUUUAUAGCUUGUGGUUUUGCAUGUCUUUGUCAUGUAAUAACAAAAGCUCAGCUCAAGUCAUCUGUUAUUCUUAAGAGUUAUCCAAGCACUUAGGCAUUUCUUUAAUCUUUUUCUUGUUUUUUGCUGCCAGCAUACAUAAAAUUAAAAAUUAUUUUUUUCAGGUGUCUGUAUUCCCUUAAAGCAGAAUAUAGCUGUUCUGCUGCAGCUGACCAGGUGCAAAAUCUUCAUCCUAUUGUGGAAGCAGUGACCUGUACUCUCAUGCCUCAUAUCAGUUCCUGUUCUGACUGUGGCUCUUGCAACAAUACAUACUUAAAUGAUGGCGUUCCCCGUGGAUAUGUUGAGCGGCUACAGUCAUGAGGACUUGGAGAGCUCUGCAGAGGACUACUUGUCUGACCUUCGGUGUGGGGAUCCAAAUCAUCCGGAAUACUUGUCCCUGCCAGAUCACAGCAAAAUUCCUAUUAGCUUGUCAACUGUGGGCUUCGUUCCUCUUUAUGGUGGAGAGCAGACACACAAAGUUCUUGCUUUGUUUGCACCAGAGGACUCGCUCACAGCUGUAGCUCUGUAUCUUGCUGACCGGUGGUGGUCAAUUGAUGACAUCUUGAGAACAUCUGUCCCUUCUAGAGAGGGGCUUCAGCAGGUGAAAUCUGUGGGGGAGAGAGUGGUUCUGUAUGUUCUUAAUCGAAUUAUCUAUCGCAAGAAAGAAAUAGAGAGAAAUGAGGUCCCAUUUCUUUGUCACAGCAGCAAUGACUAUGCUAAGAUCCUGUGGAGAAAAGGAGAAGCUAUUGGGUUCUAUUCUGUUAAACCUAAAGGAAGUGUUUGUAGCUCUUAUAUUAGUAAGUGUUACCAGCUUCCAGUGCUAGACACAAUGUUUGUAAGAAAGAAGCAUCGUGGGAAGGACUCAGGACUAAUGAUGUUGGAAGACUUUGUGGAUUCCUUUACUGAAGACACUCUUGGCCUACGGUACCCGCUGUCAACCUUCAUGUGCAUAGCUUGUAAGCAGUAUUUUGAAAAGUACCCUGGGGAUCAUGACCUGUUGUGUGAAGCAGAAGGAGUUGGAUUUUGGUUCCAGAGAACGUCCAUUGCCACUGUAUUGCAAAGGGAAGAGCUCAAAAUUGAAGAAGCCUCUGAGAAAGAAAAAAUGAGUUUCCAGACAGAGGAUCAUUUUUGGCAAUCUGCAGCAGAAUCUGAAGCAAGUGAACAGAAGACUGAGCUAGAACCACAGCUAACUAUUGACUCUCAAAAAGGCAGAGAAUCAUUAGAUGUCCUUGCAAGCACAUCUGAAGACCCUGAUGUUGCACUCACUUCUAUUCGGACACGAAGCAGUCAUUUAAAACGUCCCAGGAUAGGAAAAAAUAGCCAGGAUUCUGGACCUGAAACUUCCCAAGGAGAUGAGGGAAAUGUUCAUCAUGUGCCAGACCGCAGGCUAGAAGUUCGUGCCAACCUAUUUGAACGCUUUGAAGUCCUUGUAGAAGAACCUGAAGAGAAUGCUGACGAAAGCGAUGAGGAAAUGAUCACUGAAAAUGAGGACCAGUCUGUAUCAGAAACUGAGUUACAUAUAUCGCCAUCUGAGAAAGUGAGUGAGAAGGAGGAAGCUCCAUCUGAAUCUCUUAAUGGUGAGGUAGCAGAAGAAACUGGGAAGACCUCACUUACGGCUGAAGAGGAAACAGCAAAUGAAGCUCUAGGCGGCGAAUCGAAAUUGCAGAGUCAAGGAGAAGAACCUGUAACACUGCUUGUUCCAUUAAUCCUUGAAUCUCCAGCAAAACCUGCAGAAGAUACUGUAUCAGAUAAGGCUGUAAAUGCAAAUGAUUCAGAAGCACUAACUGAAGAAAGUACAUCAGUAGAGAAGAAGGGUUCAGAGGAAGACCAACAAGAAUCUGAAAAGAAAAAAUCAUCCACUGAAAAUGCAGUUGCUUCAGCACCAAAGGAAGAACCCUCAGACAAUGGCCUACCAAACAAUGUGAUAACUGAAGCAGCAGAAGAAUCAGUUUCUGAAAAUGUGUCACCCAAAACAGCUUCCUCAGUGGAAGAUCAAAAUGAGGAAGCAGGGCACAACUCACAGGAGGCCCCUGAUGCCUUGGGUCAGAGCUCUUUGAUAGUGGUGGAACUGGAGGGUGUUUCUUUUCAGCAGCCUUCUGGACAAGAAGGACAGAAGAACCAGUUGGAAGAGCACUUGGAAGAGUCUGCUGAUCAGUACACACAGACAGCAGCAGAGCGGGCUGCUGACAGUAGCUCUGAGGAAGCAGAAAUUGAGGUACCCAUUGUGGAUCGGAGAAAUUUGCGAAGAAAGGCCAAAGGUUACAAAGGUCCUCCCAAGAAAAAAGGAAAGCCAGCUUAAAAAAUGAAGUAUUGGUUGUUAAUUCAUAUAUUUGUAAGAAAGUUGUCAUUUUGCAUAAAACAGUAGGGUGUAACUAAACCAUCUGGGACACAGGACACACGUGUUUAAAAUGCUGGGUUGGAUGUCAUUUGGGGAUUCAUCACCUUUGCUCAAAUUCUCUUGAAUUUUUAACCAGUAGGCAUUGAGCUUCAUCAGAGUAUGAAAGUAAACACCCAGUCUCCUCCUUUUAUAAAGGAUACAUGCAGGAAAAAUACAGUUGUGCUAGUAAAGGAACAGUUUGCGUAUUUUAGGUGCCAGUCUUGGAAGAAAAAACAAAGUGUGAAAUCCUGGCUCUGUUAAGGUCACUAAAAUUUCCAUAAACUUCCACAAGGCCAGACAUCACUAGCAUUUUUUUCCUAAAUCUUGCAUUCUCUACUGUGGAGAAGAGCAGAACAAGAAACAUCUUUACUCUCUUCUUGUUCCCUUCCCAUAGGUUUCUCAGAUGAGGUUAAAAGGAUGUAAGAUUCUGUAAUUCUAGAUCUCAAUAUACUAGAAGGUACAUGUCAUUAGAUCAAAACAUGAGCAGCAUCUGUCUUUCACUAGAGUUAGACAGGAGGGAAUGGCUCUACUUCUGAUUCCCAACUAUUUGCUAAUCACUGGAGACAGCUGAGUCACCCAUAACACCACCAAUACAGCAUCUACCAUAGCACACAAAGAUAAUUAAGUUUUUAAUGUGAAGAUUUAGAGAUGCCUAUACAGUAAAUUGUAUUUGUAGCUUCCAAAGUGAGUGUCUUGCUAAGUGUAAGUUUCUCCAGAAUGUAUGGAGUGUAGACUCCAGUACACUUAUGGAAUUGUUUGACAGCCUUUCUACCUACUUGCAUGUAUUGAAUGGCUACUUGAUUACUUUGUUACAUUACAGGACAAGGAUAUGACAGCUUUUGAUCUAGUAUCAGUCUGAAUGGAAGUGAUGGUUGUAUUUUCCAAAUACUCAGCUGAUGCUGUGGAGUAGCUGUUGAAAUGUUGUCUCUGCCAGGUGUGUGACUCCUGUGAGCUCUGGCAUUUCAGGUGGUUGUGACAUUCAUUAGUGUGAAUAUUAGUGGAUGUUUCAGCAAUUUUUUAAUUUUUUUUUGCCAAACACUAUGCCUUUAGGAGUUUUGAGGGGAUAGCUGAAAAUACUUAUGACUCCCACUUUCUUUUUAUAACUUGGGUAUAAUUCCUGGGGUAAUAUCUUCCCAGUUUAUAGCUUUUAUUAAAAGCAGGAAUUAAACUUUGCUAUAUGCAAACAGAAAUGUAAACAGGCUAUUCAUGCAUGUUUCCCUUCAGAGGUCAAGUAAUUUGCUAUGUGCUUCUUUCAAUAAAUGAAGCUCGUCUUGUAAUGGGUUAAAAACUCAGGAGUAAGAAAGAACAGUGGUUCUGAUAACAGGAAAUCACACAGCUGUUUGCCCUGCUGUAUACCUUUUCCAGGAUUAGUGAACUAGUCUCCCACAGUGUCUUGAGAGUAGAGGGUUUCUGGAAAUUGCUGUUCAGGACUUCUAAGGUUCACUUGAAUAGUUGCAAUGCUGUCUUAAUUCUUGUCCCUCUGCGAAGCUAAUUUAAGAAUCUGUUUUUCACAUUUUGUACUUAUACAGUUUAACUGUAUUUAUAAAAUAUUUUAACUGUAUAAGGUAUGUGCUUACUAUUUAUUUCAGCUGAUGAAGUGCAAUGCUUUUUAUCCGUUCGAAGAUUAUUGGGGGGGGAGGUGUUUGUUUUGUUUGUUUUUUCCCCAGAAACAGGUAUUACAUAAUCUUUAGAUUCAGAGUGCAUGGGAUCAGAGUUAAAUCUGGGUUUCUUGAACUGCUGAACACAGUUGUAACUUCCUGUCAAUGUACAUUUACUCCUUAUGAACCCUGUGACUGAUAAAUAUUCAAGAUCUUACAUGACUUUGUAAACAUAUUCAAGUGAACCUUAAGCUUUUCUGAAACUAAUUAAACAUUUUCUAUGAAACACUUGAGACAGAACUUAUCUAUACUAUGGUUUCUCCUUUAGUGCUAAGAUUUAUUGUAGAAAAAAGGUGAGUAAUAGUUAGAAAAAGCAUCUAUUGCAUUGCUAAGGAUGGGAUUUGUGAAACUUAAAGGUUGGUUGUAUACAGUAUAUCAUCACUCAUGUUCUGUUUGUUAGACCAAACUUUACUAGACAUUAAUCUGUUAAAUACUUCAAUUGAUACAAAUACGUUUGUUUUAAGUUAAGUAUUCUGUUGCUCAUGAACAGCGAAUCCCAGUUACUUUUAGGUAGAUUUAAUGGAUAUGUUAUCACUUGUAUUCCCUGUAAGGUUGGAAAACACUGUGAGAAGGUCAUUUCACUUACUAGGCUCUUUCUUUUCGUGGCCAAAUUUGAACUAAUUUCAAUUAGCAUCUUACUCCUAGGACAUUUGCAUACUAAAUGUAGAAAUACUACAACAAGAUUAUUAGAUGAGGUCGGUCUUGGUUUCUACUGAGAACAGUCGGAUUUCUGAUCGUAUUUCAGUGAGUCAGAGUCUUAAAUACUGAGCUUAAACUCAUAUCUUUAAGUGUAUUCUUGAGUAGCUACCUCUGUAUAUCUGGGGUACCUGAGGUAGUAGCCAAUGUCCAGAUUAUUACCUACCUAAUGUGGGCAGGUCUGGUAUCAUAAACAGUUCUGGUAACAGCUGUCUUGAAAACUAGACAUAGGUCUUAACUGUGAUUGCAGCAGUACUUUGAGCUAAAAGGCAGUUUACUUCUGUAAUAACUUCUUUGGCAUCAAUCAUCUCGCAGUAAAUAUUGAGUAGCUAAAUUGAACUACUGACUUUAAAUAGUAGUUUUUUUGCUAUCCUGACUGUCCAGUAGGGGAACAGUAGCAUGAUAGUCUGUAACUGUUAGGUUAACUUACCUGAAAACUGUAUUGACUGAAAUGUUUUACCUUGGGGAAAACCAGCGUUUUUUAGGCUCAGACAAUAUUUGUUAGAUCUGUAAACUGUCUGGCUCAUUACCAUUGAACUGUUAAAGAAUUUUUAGGAUCGCACCAGCAACCAAUGAUUAAAACAUCAACUUUAUACAUUUGUACCAAAUACUAUUACAACAUGCUGUGGAACUACACGUGUAUGGUGAAAGCGAACAGUAUUUUUGAGCUUUACUUAGUCUAGGAAUAAAGUUUAAAAAACCUUUUGUGUCUUCAACCUUACACUCAAAGAGUAAAUGGUUUUGUAUUUGAAUCCAACAUUUGUUAAAAUGUCUCUUGUCCUGCUUGUUAAUUUUUAGUGGAAUUUGCUUUGCUUAUCCCACAGUUCCUUUCAGUCUCUUCAUUUCAGACAAUUCUUGUUUGCUGUUUUCAUGUUUCAUAGCCCUUUACAUGAAAAUGUCUCAUUAUUCAAAUGUGCUUUUAACUUGUUUUAAAUGUCUGACACUAGCUUUUCUUUUUUAACCAUCUAGCAUUUGUAGAUGUGACGAAUCAAAUUGAUCAUCUACAACUUAUAAACACCACUAAGUUGAACAUAGCAAUAAAGAGCCCUAAGUUUGAUCUUCUGUGCUUUGAGUGACCAUUAUAAAAGUUUAUUUCAAAGAGGAUACACUUCUAAAUUUAUUUUCAUAAAUGUGGUGUGAGAUGUUUUUAAACUAAUGAUAACAUGUUUAUAAAUCCUAUGAAAGAUGUGAUGCUAUUCUAGAGUACUGUACUUAAGUCUAGUUACAGUGUGUUUUAGGUUUUCCUUUUUUUUGUAUUGUCUUGACUGCUUUUGAAAUGUUUUGAAGUAGUAAUUAAACUUAUUUUGUGAUUUA
Cygnus olor (mute swan) is the source of this 6268-nucleotide messenger RNA. RefSeq names its product family with sequence similarity 169 member A (gene FAM169A). The transcript has 13 exons. Lineage: Eukaryota; Metazoa; Chordata; Aves; Anseriformes; Anatidae. The record is from RefSeq and is a predicted model, not a curated record. The coding region runs from base 501 to 2522 and encodes 673 amino acids.